Molecule: messenger RNA, 2517 nt
Organism: Jaminaea rosea
Lineage: Eukaryota; Fungi; Basidiomycota; Exobasidiomycetes; Microstromatales
Product: putative GFA1-glucosamine--fructose-6-phosphate transaminase
Exons: 6
Coding region: 376-2490 (704 amino acids)
Biological process (GO): UDP-N-acetylglucosamine metabolic process; fructose 6-phosphate metabolic process; protein N-linked glycosylation
Molecular function (GO): carbohydrate derivative binding; L-glutamine:D-fructose-6-phosphate transaminase (isomerizing) activity
Source: RefSeq, a predicted model, not a curated record
CCCUCACUUCCUUUGGCCGCGAAGAGUGUUGGGCCUCCGCCGACCGUUCGCAGCUAGAGUCGACGGGACAGAGACACAAGCACACACGCACACACGCACACACGCACACACACUACUUGCACGCACGUCGGAGCUCAUCUCGCCGGACAACGACGAGCAAGCAAGCAAAGCCAACUCAACUUCAACCCUGAUUCUUCACCACCACCACCACCACCACGAAGAGCGUCGAGAUCUUCUCCUCUUUCCUUUGCUUUUGAUUCAAGAAGCUCUUCGAGUGGACGUAGCACGCACGCAGGCACGUACGCACGCACACCUCGUCUUCCUCCCUCUUCUUCCUACCCUACCCUUCGUCUCCCGGUGAAGACUUAGUCCAUCAUGUGUGGAAUCUUUGCCUACAUCAACCACCUCGUCGAGAAGGACCGCCGGCAAGUCGUCGACAUCCUCGUCAACGGUCUCGCCCGUCUCGAGUACAGAGGCUACGACAGCGCGGGUAUCGCCGUCGAUGGCGACGCCGAGAAGGAUGUCCUCAUCUUCAAGCAAGUGGGCAAAGUCGACGCACUCAGGAAGCACAUCGCCGAAUCGCCCGUCGAUUUCACAAAGACCUUCCUCUCGCAAGUCGGUAUGGCUCACACCCGAUGGGCUACUCACGGCCAGCCUUCCCCCAUCAACUGCCACCCUCACCGCUCUGACCCGCACAACGAGUUCGUCGUCGUCCAUAACGGCAUCAUCACCAACUACCGCGAGCUCAAGCUCGUCCUCGCCAAGCGCGGCUUCACCUUUGAGACGGACACCGACACCGAAGCCGUAGCCAAGCUCCUCAAGUACCUCUACGACUCGGUCCAAGGACGCAAGCCCGACUUCACCUCCCUCGUCAAGUCGGCCGUCAAGGAGCUCGAGGGCGCCUUCUCCUUCGUCUUCAAGUCGGUCCACUACCCCGGCGAAGUCGUCGUCGCCCGUCGUGGCUCCCCCUUGCUCAUCGGUGUCAAGACCGAAAAGAAGCUCAAGGUAGACUUCGUCGACGUCGAAUUUGGCGGCGCAGUCGACGAGGCAAGCACCGCUGAGUCGCGAGCUGGUCAGGCGGGCCUCCUCGCCCCUCCCCCUGCUUCGGUCGCUGGCGGUCUCGCUCCCCCCAAGGCGGGCACCAAUCUCAACUUGAUUCGCUCCCAGUCGAGGGCAUUCCUUUCUGAGGACGGCCUGCCUCAGCCCAUCGAGUACUUUAUCGCAUCGGACGCCUCGGCCGUCAUUGAGCACACAAAGAGGGUUCUCUACCUCGAGGACGAUGACAUUGCGCACAUCUCAGAGGGAGAGCUCCACAUCCACCGCCUGCGUCGCAACGAUGGCCUCUCGUCGAUUCGUUCGAUUGAGACGCUUGAGAUGGAGCUGGCAGAGAUCAUGAAGGGCUCCUUCGACCACUUCAUGCAAAAGGAAAUCUACGAGCAGCCCGAAUCCGUCGUCAACACCAUGCGUGGUCGCGUCAACUUCGACACUCGCUCCGUAAAGCUCGGCGGCCUCACUGCUUACCUCAACACCAUCCGCCGCUGCCGCCGCAUCGUCUUCAUCGCCUGCGGUACCUCCUACCACUCGUGCCUGGCCACGCGCGCUAUUUUCGAGGAGCUGACCGAGAUCCCCACCUCGGUCGAGCUCGCCUCCGACUUCCUGGACCGCCGUACCCCCAUCUUCCGUGACGACACCUGCGUCUUUGUGAGCCAGUCGGGCGAGACGGCCGACACGAUUUUGGCGAUGCGUUACUGCAUUGAGAGGGGAGCCCUCUGCUUGGGCGUAGUCAACACCGUAGGCUCCACCAUCUCGCGCGAGUCGCACUGCGGUGUCCACAUCAACGCCGGCCCGGAGAUUGGCGUGGCGUCGACCAAGGCCUACACCUCGCAGUACAUCGCCCUGAUCAUGAUGGCCGUCCAGCUCUCCGAGGACCGCAUCUCCAUGACGGAGCGCCGCAACGCCAUCAUCGACGGGCUGCACGACCUGCCCGAGCAGAUCCGCGCCAUCUUGGCUCAGGACAAGGCGCUGCAAGCCCUCGCGUACGGUACGCUCGCCAAGGAGCGCUCUUUGCUCAUCAUGGGGCGCGGCUACCAGCACGCGACGUGCCUCGAGGGCGCCCUCAAGAUCAAGGAGGUCUGCUACAUGCACUCCGAGGGUAUCCUAGCCGGAGAGCUCAAGCACGGCCCUUUGGCGCUCAUCGACGAGAGCAUGCCGGUUAUCCUGAUCAUGACAAAAGAUUCCCUCUACCCCAAGGUGCAGACCGCCCUCAUGCAGGUUACGUCGCGCAAGGGUCAGCCCAUCAUCAUCUGCAACGAUGACGAUCAGGACAUCGCAAAGGAGGCAAAGACGAUCCGUGUACCCCGUACGGUGGACUGCCUGCAGGGAUUGCUCACCGUCGUGCCCCUCCAGCUCCUCUCGUACCACUUGGCGACGGCGGCGGGCGUUGAUGUGGACUUCCCGAGGAACUUGGCAAAGAGUGUGACCGUCGAGUGAGCGGGUCGCGGCGUGGAGGGUGCGGAG